This is a messenger RNA of Cyprinodon tularosa, 1811 nucleotides long. RefSeq names its product protein FAM181B. The record is from RefSeq and is a predicted model, not a curated record. Lineage: Eukaryota; Metazoa; Chordata; Actinopteri; Cyprinodontiformes; Cyprinodontidae.
AUGCAGGUGGUUAGGCACAAGCAAAGAGUUAAGUCCUGGUUCAAUUUGCUCCUCCUCUUUGAUGUUCUGACAUCAUCAGUCCUGCCCCCUAAAAGAUCCCCAUCCUCAUGCUCAGAGGCCGUCACUUCCAAUCUGGAUUGUUUGUGGAAACUUCAUGAACAGCACCAGGGGCAGGUGUUUAUCCGUGGAAGAAAGUCAUGCUCUGAAGAAACUUUCAGUUCAGGGAUCACAGUGGAUGCCACAGGUGUAGCCGCCGGGCUCGAGAGAGUUAUGGUGGUUCAAACUGCAAUCAUGAACCCCCAGUUCAUGAGUUUUUGCUUCCCCGAUUCUGUGAUGGAGUACGACAUGGAAAAGAGUCUGGAUUGUAGUCUGCUCUGUGAGGCGGAGAAUGAUGAAGACUUCAAAGAGACCACGAGGGACUUGCUGAGCUUCAUAGACUCAGCCUCCAGCAACAUCAAGCUGGCUCUGGACAAGCCGGUGAAAUCCAAAAGGAAAGUCAACCACCGGAAGUAUCUGCAAAAGCAGAUCAAACGCUGCACUGGUAUCAUAUCACCAGGAAACACAUCAGAAGCGCCGGUGAAAAGACAGAGUUCCCCAGUAAAUCAGCAGGGCCCUUUACAGAGUAAAACUCUACAGAAGCGAGAAGGGGGGCAAGCCAACCUACAGAGUAAGAGCCUGGCUGCUCUCUUCAGCCCUGUGAAGGAAAUAAGGGGGGAGAAAGCAAAGAAACCCCCCCUGAGGCACCGUAAUCUGCCUCCGUCUUUUUUUACCGAGCCUGCCAACUGCUCCAGGGUUAGCUCCACAUCCGGGAUGAUGCUGAAGGACUUGGAACGGGGGAACCCAGAGGCUGCAGAGUUCUUUGAGCUCCUGGGGCCAGACUACAGCAACAUGGUGAAUGAGCAGGAUGUUUAUCAGGCCAUGCCACUGAGGGUGCAACAAGAUCUGGGAGGCCUAGACCCUGCUUCAUAUGACCAUUUAGUUAGUGGUCUACUCUACCCUGAUCCCUGGACUAAUUGCUCAGGACCCUGUAAAAAACCAGGGGAGGGUCUGCGAACAGGCCCACCACAGCUUCCAGGCUAUGGUCAGGCUGAGGACCCUUCUGCGCCAAUAGAUGACAGUGGACUGUGUACCUUGGCCUUUCCAAGCUUCUUCCCAGACUGCUCCAUACCUCAGGUUACCUAUGAUUUAAAUGGUGGCUAUAACAAAACAAACUAUCCAUGUCUAUGAGAAACUGAAAAGAAAAAGAAGUACUGCAGACAGUUGGAACAGUAGAAAACCCUUUAAUUUUUCUAACAUUUCAACUGGAGAACAGGUCUCAUGUUGCUUUUUUUGUAAAAACUUUCAUACAAAUUCGAACGCGUCAUUUUUGUUCCUUCUCAGGCAAUUUAUAAAGACAUCCUGAAGAGUUCUGACUUUAAGGAUUUGUAAGUCUGGGAUGUUAAUCCUGUUGAAAACAUCAGAACAGCUGGACUAAACAACAGAUGCACUUUUUUCCACUUGAUUAGUUUGUAACAAUGGAAAAUGGGGGGAAAAAAAACUAAUCCUUGCUAAACUAGUGACAACUCUGUGCUCGUCUUUCAGAAAUGUUUUCAGAAUCUAUUUUCAGCUGGUUAACUGAACACUUUUUGUCCUCUUUUUGGAAGACUUUUCUUGUAUCUAGCUAUUGCAAUAUGACGAAAAUAAAGCUGGUCUUUAUUGGUUUGUCUGUUCUGUGCUUAUUGAGGAGAUGUUAUGCAACACUUGACAUGUAAAAACAAGAGACUAAAGAAACGCUAUAAAAAGAUCAAAUAAAAUAACCUUUUGUUUCUCUA